UCCUGCGACGAUAUCUGUUCCCACGCCUACGCAUCGUUGUCCGAGGGGGACAUCAACGGCGCCGAGGUGGAGUGCCCGCUGCACGGCGCUCUCUUCAACAUCACGACCGGUGAAGCUCUUACGCCGCCAGCCGAUGCGCCAAUCAAAGGUUUACAAGGUGCAGGUCGAAGGCGACGACAUAUACGUUGCUCCCCCCGAGGAUUAGCGCCGACAGGCCCGGACCAGACCUUCACGGAUGGAACUGUGAAAGCCGGGAACGUGAUUGUUCCUGGCUUUUUUGUUCCACAUUGCAAGGAGUCGCGGAGACUCUCCAACGGAAUCACGCACAGAGUUUCCUCAAUGCGACCUCAUAAUAUGCACAUCCUCCCAGGGCCAGUAGAUGAGCCAGACCCGGCCAACGAUAUUGGCCUCAGGCACUACUCCCCAAGCCCGCGAGUCGUUGCUGUUGCGCCGAUUGUCUCCUAUGACGUAGUACUCUUUCUCGCGCAAAGCCAACCGGCGAGCACUGGAACGGUCAACCCGUUCCAGGUACGGUUCGCGCAGGGGCGUUCCGUCUAUGUGAACAGUGCCUGA
Messenger RNA from Geodia barretti, 573 nucleotides. NCBI's taxonomy places the organism in Eukaryota, Metazoa, Porifera, Demospongiae, Tetractinellida, Geodiidae. The record is from the annotation of a GenBank genome assembly.